AUGCUUAUUAUUAAUAACGUAACUAGUUCAGUUUCUUUGUUGUCGUGUUCGAUCGUUUCUUGUUUAGUGUAAAUUCGUAAAUUAAAAUUAUAUUGGCCAGCAUGGGCAACUACUUUACAAUAAAUAUGGAAGAAAACUUCAAGAAAAACCAGGAAUUUAUUCAAACUAUAAAUAAAAUAAAGAUGGAAAGACAAAUUCAACUUCAAUAUCAAAUGCAGGAAAGACAAGUGGCGAUGCAAAUCGCUAAAAAUAGAGACACAUGUUUAUGGCUUACUACAUUUUCCAUUGCCACCGCAACUGCACUGUUCACUGGUUUCAGAAGAACAAAGAGACAGUAUUUGUUGAUGCCAUUAGUUCCACUAACGUUUGUGACCCUUUAUUUUUGGGAUCUUGCAUAUGGAAACAAAAUGCAUCGAAUUAGAAUGGAGGCAGAACACAUUAUGACUCACGAAGCUGACAUGCUAGAGUGGCCAUGCGGCUUACCAUCUCCAUCGUCCAUUGACCUUGGCCGUUUAGAAGAUGAAGAGAAGAAGAAAAUUCACCCACCAAUGCUUUAAGUUUAAAAAAUGUCAUAUGAGGAUUGUGCCUUCACUAGCCUAUUGUAUAAAAUGCUGAGCAAUAAGUGGAGAAAUAUUUAUAAAUGGCUAGAUCCUUGUUAAUAUUUUAGGAUUCAUGGCUUGCGUAUGGCGCAUAGAACAAUAAUAUUAUAUGCCACAAAAAGUCAUUUUAUAUAAUGGCGAGUGAUUAGUAAAGUUAGAUGAUUGAAUUAUUUCAUUCCAAUAUUGGAAUAUCUGUGUGUUUCAAAAUAAAAUUAUUCAGAUUUUUCCAAUUCCAAAAAAAAAUUAAAUCAUUCCAGUUGUCUUUUUAAAUCUAGUAUGUACGGACAACGACACAUCAGACUAUACGUUUUUGUUCGAAAAUCGCCUCCAGUGCAACAGAACAAGAUACGUCAAUGUAUAGAUUGAUGUGCUGGCGUGUGUACAUUUGUUACUUCGUAAUACAUUUGUGUCCUUCAUUGUUGGUAGGUCAAUAGUGUCGUUCGUAAAUGUGAAAAUUUUAGAGUAAUCAUUGUUAAAUUGCGGUAUUUAUAAAUUUAGUUACAAAAUUUAUAGUGACAUUCAAUCAAACAUUUUACAACGCUUAAACGUUUAAUAUAAUACAUAGAAAAUAAGUUUUGCCUGAAAUGUAGUAUUUCAUUCAAAUUUUAACGCGUAUGUACCUGCUAGUAUAUAAUUAAUGCACAUUGAUGUGAUAUUUUAGGCAGCCGACAAGACGCCACUGAUUAAAAAUAUCUUUUUUUAAUGAAGUGAUAUUUAAUUAAGUUUGUAGGAAAUUCACUUUUUUUACUGACUGAAUUUUAUGUUAUCAGAAUAAAAUUAUUAUUUAUUUUUGAUACCUCUUUGUUUGUUGUGUAAUGAUAAUAAUAUUAUAAGUUAUUUUUCAAUAAAGAAGGUUUAAGUAGCGUGAUUUGAAUAGAAUAAAUGUUAUAAUAAAAAGAUGGUGUUCACUAGUAGCAUU
Molecule: messenger RNA, 1518 nt
Organism: Hyposmocoma kahamanoa
Lineage: Eukaryota; Metazoa; Arthropoda; Insecta; Lepidoptera; Cosmopterigidae
Product: plasminogen receptor (KT)-like
Exons: 4
Coding region: 102-557 (151 amino acids)
Biological process (GO): positive regulation of plasminogen activation
Cellular component (GO): plasma membrane
Source: RefSeq, a predicted model, not a curated record